Molecule: messenger RNA, 1962 nt
Organism: Castor canadensis (American beaver)
Lineage: Eukaryota; Metazoa; Chordata; Mammalia; Rodentia; Castoridae
Source: RefSeq, a predicted model, not a curated record
AUGGCCCUGGAGCCAUCUCCGCUAAGCUUGGAACUGUUCUUCUUAGAAGGAGUGAGAAUUCAAGCAACAGUGGAAGUGAAAGUGAAUGUAAAACCUUUCUGGUGUGGGAUUGGAAACCCAUAUCAACAGUUAAGUGAGCUGCGUGCUGUGUUGGAUGCUGUUUCCAGGGCAAUAGGCCAGGGCGGCUGGGGAGGGGUCGGCUUGGAACCAGCGGCGGGGCUGGGGGUUGGUGGCAGACAGGGACCCUCGAUUCUGACCCCGACCCUGACCCUCGCGGCCUGGAAGGCCGUUGCGGACAACCUGGAGGACGACCUGGAGGCGGCUGCCGACAGCUGUGCAGCGCCCGUGGGGGAUGCUGCGGGGAGCGCACGGCGCCCCUCCGGGCUGGGGGAGCGCGGCCAGCUUACCAACCUCUGGAUGGCCUCGGGGAGCGGCGCCUCUCUGUGGGCUAGGGCCGGGGCCCGGCGCUCCGGCGGGGAAGAACGGAGAGGCACGCAGCCCUGGCAGCGGGCAGAGAAAGCCCGCCGGAGCAGCGCCCUGUCCAAGGAGUCCAGGUGCGGGGUGAAGGCCCUCGCCACGCGGGCACCCCUUCGCUGGCCGCCCAGCCCACCCCCACUCACCCCGCCCCGCGCUGAUGACAGCACCACCGAGCCAUCGGAUCCCAGGGCCAUCGCGAACUACUCUGAGCUGUUCGCCGCAGAGGUGGGCAAUGUGGAAUGGCUGCGGUUCUGUCUGAAUCGGGACCGCAGGGGAAUCACCACCGAUGGCAAGGGCUUCGCUGCCAUCCACUUCGCAGCCCAGCAGGGCAAGCUUCUUUGCAUGCAGGUCUUAGUAGAGGAAUACAAGUUUCCUGUGGAUUUGCUCACCCACAAUCGCCAGACCCCUCUGCACCUUGCCAUCCGUAAAGACAACAAGACCAUGACUCUCCCCUGCAUGCACUACUUGCUCAAGAAAGGGGCAGACAUCAAUGCUCAGACAUGCAACGGCUCCACAGCCCUGCACCUGGCAGCCUUUGAGGGCCUGCUGGGCUGUAUAAAGGUCCUGGUACAGAGUGGGGCCAAUGUUUAUGCCCAAGACGCCAUCGGCUGCAAGCCCAUUGACUACUGCAAAAUACGGAACUACCGCGCCUGUGCUCGGUUCUUGAAGGAUGCCAUGUGGAAACGGGACAAGAAGGACUUUGCCUGUGAGAUGGAGAAACUGAAGUGCCUCAAGGACAAGCUGACCCUCAUGGAGCACGAUUACCUGAUUGAGUGCCAAAAAGAACAGAAAAUUCAGAGACAAGCUAAUUUCAAAAAGUGGCUCCGUUCCAAGUAUAAAUGCCAGACCCUGGUACCCAACACCAAGCAAGAGGCUGGUGCCCAACCUUGGUCCUCUGCCCACUCCAAGACUCCAAGAACUCAGAUUUCCAAGACCUUCCAAUGCUCAGUGGAGGCACGCCUGCUGAGCAUACUGCAGCCUAAGGUGCUGCCCAAGCCCAUCUACAAGUGGCCCGCCAUCAGUCGGCCCAAGUCAUGGAAUCUUAGUAAUAACCCUGCCAGAUCCCCCGCUACAGAUAUCAGCUGCCCACAGGGCAUCCGCCUGGGCGUGCAUCCAGACCACCACAAGGAGCAUGACUUCAGCAGCUUUUUGGAGGUGAAUAGGGAUGCAGAUGACCAUGUACUUCUGCGCACAGUGGAUGGCCACUUGGUGGCGCCUGUGCCCCAGCUGCCUUUUGAGAUGAUAAUCCGUGCACUAUACCCAAGGGUACAGCCAUACAGGAUGAAGGUGCCCCAGGGCUUAUAUCCCAUCAGUAUAGUGAACGUGCUCAAGAAGCGACACUUGGGCAAGGAUACCUUCUGGACUGACACUCUGGCUAUGAACCUUCGUGAGACAUUUGAUGAAGCCUUCCUGACAGCCUUGCAAGCUCAUCAGGUGCUCCCCACCCUACCCUCCCCCCUCAUCACCCCCAUAAAGUUAUUUUAA